AUGUUAAGCAAUCCAACGUUAGAGCAAGCGGUUAUAAAGUUCGCCUCUGUAGCGCACGUCUUAUCCUUUGCACCCCCAAACCCAUUGAACCAAAACAGAACGCUCCAACUUGAACUUGGCUACUACUCCAUUGUAACUGAACUUUCUCUGAGGUACGGGUAUUGGUACGGUUAUGAUACUUUCAACAUGUACAUCAAGCAGGUUGUGAUUGAAGGUUUUAAGAGUUAUAGAGAGCAAGUUGCCACAGAGCCUUUCAGUUCUAAAGUGAAUUGUGUUGUUGGUGCUAAUGGAUCUGGGAAGACAAACUUUUUUCAUGCCAUUCGUUUUGUGUUAAGCGAUCUCUUUCAAAAUCUACGAGGUGAAGAUAGACAGGCACUCCUCCAUGAAGGAGCUGGACACCAGGUUUUAUCUGCAUUUGUGGAGAUUGUUUUUGAUAAUUCAGACAACCGGAUCCCGGUUGAUAAGGAGGAAGUUCGACUGCGCCGGACUAUAGGUUUAAAAAAGGAUGAAUAUUUUCUAGAUGGAAAACACAUAACGAAAACUGAAGUGAUGAAUUUGCUGGAGAGUGCUGGGUUCUCCCGAUCAAAUCCUUAUUAUGUUGUACAACAAGGAAAGAUAGCAUCAUUAACUUUGAUGAAAGACUCUGAACGACUGGACUUGCUGAAGGAAAUAGGUGGUACUAGAGUUUAUGAGGAGCGGCGCCGUGAAAGUUUGAAAAUAAUGCAGGAAACUGGCAAGUUUAUGAUUUAUUUAUUUUUAAGUAAUAAGAGAAAACAAAUAAUACAAGUUGUCCAGUAUUUAGAUGAAAGGCUGAAGGAACUAGAUGAGGAAAAGGAGGAACUUAGGAAAUAUCAACAGCUCGACAAACAAAGAAAAUCUUUAGAAUAUGCUAUUUAUAGCAAAGAAGUUCAAGACGCCCAGCAAAAGCUUACUGAGAAAGAGACUAAGAUAGAAGAUGUUCGGGCCAGGGUUUCUGAAACAUCAGCAAAGAAGUAUAAUGAUGUUCUUGAUGCACAUGAGAAAUCCAAAGAUUUGGAGAAUACAUUAAAAGAUGUAUCAAAAGAACUUCAAAACUUUAACAAAGAGAAAGAGGCUAUUGAAAAGCGACGAACAGUGGCAUUAAAGAAGCACACAGAGCUUGAGCUUGAUGUCAAAGACUUGCAAGAGAAGAUCUCUGGAAACAUCAAAGCCAAGGAAGAUGCUGCAAGACAACUGGAGAUACUUGAGAAAGAAAUUCAAGACUCAACAGUUGAACUGGGCAAAAUCAUUCCUUUACAUGAGGAUCAAGUUCAGAAAGAAAAAGACAUUGCCAUGCGAAUAAUGGAGCGUGAAAAGAAACUCAGUAUACUUUAUCAAAAACAAGGACGUGCAACCCAGUUUUCAAGUAAAGCUGCUCGCGAUAAGUGGCUUCAAAAAGAGAUUGAUGAUCUUGAACGGGUGCAUUCUUCAAAUAAGGGGCAGGCAAGUGUUCAUUUAUCUGUAUGA
This is a messenger RNA of Sphenostylis stenocarpa, 1485 nucleotides long. The record is from the annotation of a GenBank genome assembly. NCBI's taxonomy places the organism in Eukaryota, Viridiplantae, Streptophyta, Magnoliopsida, Fabales, Fabaceae.